Molecule: messenger RNA, 1089 nt
Organism: Scheffersomyces stipitis CBS 6054
Lineage: Eukaryota; Fungi; Ascomycota; Pichiomycetes; Serinales; Debaryomycetaceae
Gene: AFP99
Product: Afp99p
Exons: 1
Coding region: 1-1089 (362 amino acids)
Molecular function (GO): metal ion binding; agmatinase activity
Source: RefSeq, a predicted model, not a curated record
AUGAAGAUGCAGUCGAAAGUUAAUCUUCCCUCCGAUGACGAUACUUCUGAUAUUCUUAUGGACCAAGGAAUUUUUGGUGGCAUUUUGACCUAUGCCCAUUUGCCCCAUUUCAAUUGUUUCGAUCCACAAUUCAUAGACGAUUCAGAUGUGCACAAGAUAGACAUAGCCAUUGUCGGAGCUCCAUUUGACACCGGAGUCUCUUUCAGACCAGGAGCUCGAUUUGGUCCCGAAGCAAUCAGGAGAUCGGCGAGAAGAAUUGGAGGUGCUCAUGUCAGAACCACCAAGAAGAGAAAGAACUACCCAAUUGACCCUUAUGAUGAGACUACUCACAAUUACAGCAUUGUCGAUUGUGGAGAUGUAGCCAUGUCACCUUUUGACAACAGAAUCGCCUUGAAUCAGUUAUACCGUGGACAGAGAGUGAUACACAGGCAUAAAACCAACAUUAACUUGGUCCCAAAGAUCAUCACUUUGGGUGGUGAUCACACUAUCACCUUGAUGGCAUUGAAAUCUGUUUCUGAGCAAAUAGGAAAACCGGUACAAAUUAUCCACUUCGAUUCCCACAUUGAUACAUGGAACCCUAAGGUUCUAGGAGGUGGAAUCACCAACUACAUGUCUCUCAAUCACGGUACAUUCUUGCACUACGCUCAUGAACAAGGGUAUAUUGUAGAUGGUGGUAAUUAUCAUGUUGGAAUCAGAGCUCCGUACAUAGACAAUGUCUACGAUGGCCAGCAUGAUAUAGAGUGUGGUUUCAACAUCAUCAGUGCAAAUGAUGUUGACAAGUUGGGAGUGUCUGGGAUUAUCAGGAAAUUGAAACAAGCAGUCAAGACAAACCCUGUUUAUAUUUCCGUAGAUAUCGACGUCUUGGAUCCAGCUACGGCUCCAGGAACGGGAACUAUGGAAAUCGGAGGCUUGACAGGAAGAGAGUUGUUGAGCAUCCUUGACGGGUUGAAGGGUAUUGAAUUGGUUGGAGCAGAUGUUGUAGAGGUAUCUCCUCCAUACGAUACAAACUCAGAAAUUACUAGUUUGGCUGCUACUUCAGUUGUUGACUCGCUCUUGAAAUUGAUGGUGGUGAAAGGUGUAGAACAGUGA